Molecule: messenger RNA, 4885 nt
Organism: Anguilla rostrata (American eel)
Lineage: Eukaryota; Metazoa; Chordata; Actinopteri; Anguilliformes; Anguillidae
Gene: tmem178bb
Product: transmembrane protein 178Bb
Exons: 5
Coding region: 765-1649 (294 amino acids)
Cellular component (GO): membrane
Source: RefSeq, a predicted model, not a curated record
ACGUAGAAAGGGCAUCUUGAAAUAGUAUCAAUUUCUGCGGUGACCAAUCAAGGCUGUUUUUUUUCGCUCUAGCUGUAUUGUUUACAACAGGGCUAUGUCUAUUUUCCCACAAUUUAAUACAACAUAAAAAAUAAUCUAUUGUUAAAAGGACGUGAUGGGGCACGAUACAACUGGCAAUUAAAACUAUGAGUUGAGCCUUUAUGGAAUAGACAUCGAAAGCUUCGACUUAGAAAGAAGUCGAGUCGCUGGUAAAAACAAGGUUCUUCAAAAAAAUCUUAAUAAUAUCCAGGCUUGAAAUUCAACAUUUUGGAAAACCUUUCUUAUUGGUGGUUCUGAGUGAAAGAGGCUUUUAAAGCCACGCGUCUGGAUUUGCCCGUCUCGCCAUAUUCAGACGGACCGCAAGGGAAGGACAACGGAUGGACGAGGAAGGAGGAAUGAGAUAAGCAUCUUUUCACUCUGCGAGCAACCGCACAGCCGCCGCAGCUCUCUCUCGCUUUCUAUCUUGCUCUCUCUCGCUCCCUCUCUCUCUCUCUCUCUCUCCCCCUCUCUCCAAAAAUAAAGAGAUCGAAGACGGACUAACGAGCGCUUAACACAGAAAUUUAUGGUCCCAGUACUGGUUAACUUGGCUUGAAUGUUGACUGCCUGGAUAAUGACAUUACAGUCGAUCCCGCGAGGUGAUGUAAACUGAAUAAUUCAAUGCGGGUGCACGUCCAGGGAGCUGUCCGUGCUGUUGAGGUGCUGAUGCGGCUCUGAGAGACGCGAGCAUGGCUGCCGGGAAGCUGCUGCUGUACGCCGGCCUCUCACUCUCGCUGUGCGCCCUGGGGAUGCUGGCGGUGGCUAUCUGCUCUGACCACUGGUACGAGACGGACGCCCGGAGGUACAAGGAGCGGUGCAGGAGCUUCAGCAGCCGCAGAAACGACCCGGGCUUUAUUUACAUCCCCAAUAACAGCCUCCCGCUCCGCGCCAGCAGGUCGAGGCUGGACCGUUGGGAGGAGAAGCUGCUGCUGGCUCGGAACCGGCGGCAGCUGUUCGCCAUGAGCGCCGCGGACGAAUGCAGCAGGCAGUACAACUCCAGCAACAUGGGACUGUGGAGCAAAUGCCAUCGCCCGGGAUUCGACCAGGACGUCGAGGACCUCAUUCGGAAAGGUUCCAUCACCAGGUGCUCCUUCAUCAAGUACCACUACUCCUCGGCCGCCAUCCCCAAGAACCUGUCCUACAACAUCACCAAGACCAUCCAGCAGGACGAGUGGCACUCCCUGCACCUAAGGCGGAUGACAGCGGGCUUCAUGGGCAUGGCAGUGGCCAUCAUCUUGUUCGGCUGGAUCAUCGGCGUGCUGGGCUGCUGCUGGGACAGGGGUCUUAUGCAGUACGUCGCCGGUCUGCUCUUCCUUAUGGGAGGUACCUUCUGUAUCAUCUCCCUGUGCACCUGUGUCGCCGGCAUCAACUUCGAGCUGUCCCGCUACCCCCGUUACCUGUACGGGCUGCCCGAUGACAUCGGCCACGGGUACGGCUGGUCCAUGUUCUGCGCCUGGGGGGGCCUGGGCCUCACCCUCAUCGCCGGCUUUUUCUGCACCCUGGCCCCGUCCGUCCAGCCCCUGCCCCGCUCCACCUGCCCCAAGUCCCGACCGGAGAACGGAACGGUCUGCUAAGAGCGCCCCCUUCAGGCGUCCGGUGACACGACACACACACACACAAAACACUGCCUCUGUGCGUUGAGACCGCGUCCGCAAAACCUUGCGAGAACGUCGCGCGGAGAGGAGGAACACGAGCAAGCGGCUAAACGCAUAGCAUCAAAGGGACACUUUUCAGUCUUUAUAAAUAUUUCCUGGCUACAGACAAUGGGAACAUUUCUGUGUGUGUUAAAAAUAAAAAACCAUAAAACAAAAAAACAAAACAGGAACAAUGAGGGGGAAAAAAACGGCAAGACUUUAAUUGGUUCCUUCAACAGACCUAAGGAAUUUUGAGUCAAGUGUGACGUGCAAACUGAUUAAAGAAACUGGUGCUGUGUGUCUUAAGCAAACCUGUACAGAUAAACUCGGAUGAACCUGACGGAGUCUUCUGUUGACACAGAAGAACUGAAGGCUGCCCGUGAACAAUGAACUGAGUGGCAGUGGUGGGGUAGGGGGACAAUGGCAUAAAUGGUUGUAAUUCAAGAACCAGGGCACCGGUCUUGUGCAGAAACCUGCGGUAGAAAUCCCGCCACAUCUGCUUUUCCUGAGGCUGGAGGUAGCAUUUUCAAGGCCUCGCCCCCACCCCCCACUGCUCUGACACCUGAAUAAUGAUUGAUGGGGUAGGCCAAAGGCAUAGCACAGCGUAGCACACAUUGGUCACCCAUGCCCAGAGCUGAAAGUGGGUGGAGACAAGGGACACGGGGCACAGGCAUUGGUUUCGAAAAAGGUACAGUAUAUGUCUGCAGACUUGCUAUUAUCGAGUGGUAAGCCGUUGCCAUAGUAGCAUACUGCAAUUCCCCCAGACAGGUCAGCUUCAGGGUCAGCUUGAUGGACUUUAUCCAGAUCAUGGAAAAAAAAAAAAAAAAUCCACAAAAUUACUUCUUGCUGACUGAAAAGUCCAGGAGUGGGAUCAGAUAAGACAGCCAUUUAGUCAGCAGGGAAUUUGUCGAUUCCCCCAUUGCAAACUGUCUCUGCAAUCUUAUAGAGAGACCAGUCGCUGCACACGACUGGGGUCUCUUCACCAUUGUACAGAUGUGUACAGAAUACUACUACCAAGAAUCAAAAAGUGAAACUUCCAUUUUGUGUUUUUUCAUAUUUCGGUGGACGUCCCAUUCCCUCUGCUCCUGUGAGGAAGCAGUGACUUAUUUGUGUAUUUACAUUUUAUCAGUUGUCAACUUUUGUCACUUUUCUUUUUAAAAAAAAUUAAAAACAAACCAUCCUGGGUGUGUGCUUGAGGUGACUGCACACACGUUUGUGUGUGUGUGUGUGUGUGUGUAGCGCGUGAGCCAUUUUUCACUCUGCCAUUUUCAUAGAGUUGUGAGUGUGAGUGGGUGUUUUACAAUCUGUAUAAGGGGGGAAAAAACGUAUGAUAAUAAAAUAAAAAUAAACAGCUACCUAAGGGAAGAGGUAGGGUAAUUUCAUGAAAGGGGAGCGAGUGAUGCGGUGUCCUGGCUGUGCGGAGCGGCCUCUCAUCUCAUCUUCUUCAUGGCUUUCCGUGGCGGCGUUCUUCGGAGAGACGACCGAUUUAUGAGAAAUGAUUCCGCAUCUCGCCCUCACCGCCUCGAGUGGAAAGCUCUGAAACACUCGCUCUUUCUGAUAGGAAGCACAGGCUCUCUGUACCUUAGGACAAAAAAAGCUUGUUUUGAUGUUUCCUGGUAUCACAAAAAGACUUUCUUCUUCUCCCCGCCCUUCCUCCCCCUUCCUUCCCCAGAAAUGAUUACCUGUUUCUGCAGUGUUCGGGUUUGUGAGUUGCUUUUAUAAAGCUACCUCCAAAGGUGAGGUUGCAGGUAUACAUCUUCCAGUCCAGCCCUUCGAAAGGCUUCCCUCCUCAUCUUAAUUCACAACCGCCCCCAAACCCAGUUCUGCUGGCUGGAAAACCAGGGAUACCUGCUCAGUGCAUAUUUCCCAAUGUUCCCACAGACUGCCAUUGUCUUCAGACAGUAACGAGUCCUCAUUUACAUAUGUGCAUAUUAUUAUUAUUAUUAUUACAUUAAAUCCCUACCAUCCAUAAGGUUUCACUUGGGUAACGCUCAAAUGCUCACCCUAAUAUCCAAGAGUGAAAUGCUAUAUGAUAUUUGUUUUAUUGAUGGAUUUAAUAGCCUGGAUGAUGAAAAACGAUCGCAUUGUUUUCGUUCUAGUAUUCCUCUAGGAAACUGCACACUGUGCAACCUGUCACCUUAUUUUCAAACACAAUUUAAGUGGAGCAAUUUUUGGUUUCCCUGCAUUUCAAAAACUGGUAAAUGAUUUCGUCCCACGAGAUGCAGAUGUGUAACAUAAUUUAUGACAGCCUAGUCUAAGCGAUGCAAGAUCCAAUACUGCAACUUUUCAAAUUGAACUCAAUACACUACACUACACAAAAAAUAAUAAUUUAAAAAAUGCUCAUUUAAUGCACAAUAUCUAUAAGAAAUCCGGCCAAAUAGUACAGUCUGCCUUUGAAAGUGCAUAUAUCUCUCCACUGACAGUACUCCACUGAGUACUUCCCGUCUGCAUGACCGGUGAUUGGUGGACUGAUGUCACACAGGCAUAUUGAUGAUCUGUGAUUGGUGGACUGAUGUCACACAGUGAAGCUGGACUUCCAAUAUGAGAUACAUUGACCAACUAUUCUUAGUAGGGCAUUGCUUGAAAAGCAUGGACACUUCACGCCUUGAGCUGUGAGCUUCUCCAUCUUAAGGUUUUUUUCUAAGGUUUCGCUGAUGAACCUUGAAGGAAAAGCCUUCUUAUCUUCCUCCCCAGUGCCUCAGUUCAAGAACUGUGAGCAACAAACACGUUUAAAGUGGGAGGUGAGUUUCAGUGGGCAAGGUAAACUGAGCAAAUUAACUGAAGAGUACUUCGAGAAGUUUGGGCUCCUUUUUAAAAAAAAAAAUUUUCACUUCACAGCCUGGGUAUUAAAAAAAAAAAAAAAACGGGGGAGGAGGAGGAAGCUGCCGCUGGAUGUGGGCGGAGGACGCAAUUGGGCGUGAAAUUACAAUAACAUAACUGGACACACUUGACAAACUGCAGCUACCGCCCCCCCACCACUCCCACCCCCACCCCCACCGCGAAAGCAAACGCAAGAUAAAAGGCAGACUUACCCCCCAUCAGAGCAUUCUGGAGGAGAAAGCUGCAAAACAAUUCUCAUCAACAGCUGACGUUGCAAAGGAAAACCAUAGAGGAAAAAAAAAACAGAGCGGCCUUAGCACAUCCAUAUCUGCCUGCUCCCUGUUUCAGUCAGUGAG